GUGCCUUGCUAAUGGACAAUAGGCUUGCUAAGCAUUUUAAAACCAUAAAUGCACACGUGUCAUCGCUUUUUGCACAUAUGUAAAUACGUUAAAGUGUGUUGUAAAACAACCCCCAAAAGCCAGCUGAGUGCGUGUAAGAAAGUUGUGUGUUAGUGUGUGUAUGUGUAUGUGUGCGCGUGGAAAAAACAACCGGCAAUAUAAUUUUGAAAAGAGCAGAAGUCUACUUAGCUCAAUAAAUUGCUAUUUAUGGCCACACGUAAUGUGCGUCUUUAGUGCUGUCGGUUGACUUAUGCAAUUUAGUAUAAAUGUAAAUUAGAUUAAAAGUAGUGGGUGCCCGUCAGUCAAUUGCAACAACAACAGCAAACGCAACAACAAGAGUGCCGCCAUCAAUCGUCGCGUCUGCUGCCGUCUCCUCUCCCGCAAUUGCUAGUCUAACUGUACGCAAACAAUUGAAAGGAACACGUGCGUCAUAUAGCUACGAUGAAGUUACAGCGUUUGCUUGAUCAGGAUUAUCUAACGCAGGAGCAUCUAAAUGGCUUCGACAACUAUAAAUACAGCGCCAUAGAUACCUCACCUCUGAGUCAAUAUGUGAUGCAUCCCUUUUGGAAUUGGCUUGUCAAGUUCUUCCCGCGCUGGUUUGCGCCCAACCUCAUGACCUUUCUGGGCUUCCUGUUUGGUGCAAUGAAUUUAGUGUUGCUCUCCUACUACGACUGGAACUUUGAGGCCAGCUCUGGCGAGGCACAUACCACGCCUAUACCCAGUUGGGUUUGGUUCUGCGCUGCCAUCAAUGUAUUUGUAGCUUACACUUUGGAUGGCAUAGAUGGCAAGCAGGCGCGACGCAUUGGACUCUCCGGUCCAUUGGGCGAGCUCUUCGAUCAUGGCUUGGACUCGUACACAGCCAUGCUGAUACCCACUUGCCUGUAUAGCAUAUUUGGACGCAGUCGCGUCUACUCCGUGCGUCCCUUGCGCAUGUACUAUGUCUGCCUAACGGUCUACUUCAACUUCUUUGUAUCCCAUUGGGAAAAGUACAAUACGGGUGUAUUGUAUCUGCCUUGGGGCUAUGAUCUCAGCAUGUGGGGCAGCACCAUAAUGUAUCUUGUUACCUGCUAUAUGGGCUUUGAGCGCUGGAAGUUUGAACUGCCACUGGGGCCAUUCGGCUCCAUACCCAUGGGCAAUAUUAUGGAAGCAGUGCUACAUAUAAGCGCCAUGGCUAAUUUGCCGCUAGUCGUGCUCAAUGUAUACAACUCAUAUAAACAUAAAACUGGGCGCAUGCUAUCGCUCUGGGAGGCUGUGCGUCCGUUGUGGCCCUUUCUGGCUUUCUUUACCAUCUUGUUAGUCUGGCCUUUUGUUUCGCCCAAUGAUAUUAUGGAAAGGGAUCCACGCGCUAUCUUUAUGCUAAGCGGCACCAUUUUCUCCAAUGUCAGCUGUCGUCUGAUUGUGGCACAAAUGUCGAGCACACGCAGCGACGCGUGGCACUGGCAGACGCCGAUGUUUAUAGGCUCGUUGCUGGUGAGCUUAUGGAUGCCCGUGCUUGAACGCCCGCUGCUCUAUGCGCUGCUCAUAGUUACCACCUUUACACACUGGCACUAUGGCACAAGCGUUGUGAAUCAGAUGUGCAAGCAUUUCAAUCGCGUUUGCUUCACUGUGCACAAGCGCCAGCCGGAACAGGAACAGCAACAUAAGAAGAAGCCGCUUUUGCAGGAGACAGGAAAGCAGGACUAAAGUUUCGUAUGAUUGUGUGUGUGUGUUUAUUUUGUGUAAUUUAGUUGCUGUUUUAGCUUCAAAUAAUUUACAUGUUGUGUUUAUUAAGGAGGCUGUUUAGUUAAAAUCUUCUGUAUGUUGUGAGGUCUAAGAUAUCAUGUGAAAAGCAAAAAUAAUGACAAAAG
This is a messenger RNA of Drosophila busckii, 1886 nucleotides long. Its product is annotated as ethanolaminephosphotransferase 1. Gene Ontology annotation, molecular function: ethanolaminephosphotransferase activity. The record is from RefSeq and is a predicted model, not a curated record. Gene Ontology annotation, cellular component: endoplasmic reticulum membrane; Golgi apparatus. Lineage: Eukaryota; Metazoa; Arthropoda; Insecta; Diptera; Drosophilidae. Gene Ontology annotation, biological process: phosphatidylethanolamine biosynthetic process. The coding region runs from base 481 to 1722 and encodes 413 amino acids. The transcript has 5 exons.